AUGACCAAUCCCCAUCAUACGGCAGUGAAAAAUAGCAUGAAAAAGAAGAAAUUGUCCUCUGCCCAUAUUGUGGCAGCCAGCAGUGUUACCCUACCUCCUGAUGUCAGUCCAUCGGGUAGCAGUGAUAGUAUAAUGCGUGAACGUUUGGCCCCGCCAGCAAUAAGUACCACACCACCAGCUGUUAGUAUGGAAACAACAGAAGACGAUUCCGAUUCGGGAUCAACAGAUGCCCGCCGCAAAAAGAAGGCAAGAACCACUUUCACCGGACGGCAAAUAUUCGAAUUGGAAAAACAAUUUGAAAUUAAAAAGUACCUUAGUUCUAGUGAACGAACAGAAAUGGCGAAGCUGUUAAAUGUCACCGAGACGCAG
This is a messenger RNA of Musca vetustissima, 369 nucleotides long. Its product is annotated as homeobox protein bagpipe-like. Gene Ontology annotation, biological process: cell differentiation; regulation of transcription by RNA polymerase II. NCBI's taxonomy places the organism in Eukaryota, Metazoa, Arthropoda, Insecta, Diptera, Muscidae. Gene Ontology annotation, molecular function: RNA polymerase II cis-regulatory region sequence-specific DNA binding; DNA-binding transcription factor activity, RNA polymerase II-specific. The transcript is spliced from 2 exons. The record is from RefSeq and is a predicted model, not a curated record. The annotation marks the transcript as partial. Gene Ontology annotation, cellular component: nucleus.